Messenger RNA from Trichosurus vulpecula (common brushtail), 726 nucleotides. RefSeq names its product interferon-induced transmembrane protein 3-like. The coding region runs from base 162 to 491 and encodes 109 amino acids. NCBI's taxonomy places the organism in Eukaryota, Metazoa, Chordata, Mammalia, Diprotodontia, Phalangeridae. Gene Ontology annotation, biological process: response to type II interferon; defense response to virus; negative regulation of viral genome replication. Gene Ontology annotation, cellular component: plasma membrane. The transcript is spliced from 2 exons. The record is from RefSeq and is a predicted model, not a curated record.
UCCAGCGGUCGCCCGUAAAUAUUUUCUAACUCACAGGAACCACCAGACUUCCCAGCUGCGCUCACGGUUGCUGCCAGGCUUUUCAGUCUCGGAAGGAGCCCUGUACUGUGCCCCCGUGUGAAGCUGUUCAAGUUCGCCGCGUGAGGCAGCCAAUCCGAGCCAUGCCUGACCACACUGUCAUCGCCAUGCAGGACGGAGGACCAGAGAAGAGGCUCACUUCAGCCCCUCCGCGUGACUACCUGCUGUUCUCCCUCUUCAACAUACUGGUGUUGGGGAACCCUUGCUGUCUCAGCUUCGUGGCGCUCGUUUAUUCGGUCAAGUCCCGGGACCGGAAGCUGGUUGGGGACAUGAAUCAGGCCUUGAGCUAUGGAAACACCUCCAAACAGCUGAACAUUGGUUCCAUCAUCCUGAAUGUGUUGCUCCUCAUCAUCUCCAUCGUCUUAUUUUUUCUUUACAUGGUUCCUUGGAUCCAGGCCAAGUCCAACCAUUAAAAGCCUCACUAGGCCCCGACCCUGCACCCCUCAGGGGAUACCUGCAGGCUGCCCUAGUCCUGCUUCCAUGGACACCCACAGCAGGCAGAUCUCCUCUCAUCUACCCCACCCCCUUGUCCAGCAGGGCAGCCCUUGUGGCCCCUCCCUCCCAUAGACGCCCAGAAGCCCGGAACACUCUGUGCCUGGGUCAGAGUGGGCAGUAAAUAAAUUCAAUAAAUGAAUUGGUUUCUGUUUC